Zychaea mexicana is the source of this 477-nucleotide messenger RNA. Its product is annotated as rRNA-processing protein fcf1. Bases 1 to 477 code for a protein of 158 amino acids. The record is from RefSeq and is a predicted model, not a curated record. NCBI's taxonomy places the organism in Eukaryota, Fungi, Mucoromycota, Mucoromycetes, Mucorales, Lichtheimiaceae. The transcript is spliced from 4 exons. Gene Ontology annotation, cellular component: nucleolus; small-subunit processome.
AUGAUCAAUCCAAACGAUUCGCGAUUGCCCCAGGUGGCAUCUUCCAUGUUCUUUCAGUAUAACUCUGCCCUCGGUCCUCCUUAUCACGUUCUGGUCGAUACCAACUUUAUCAACUUUUCGAUCCAAAACAAACUGGAACUUGUAAAGGCAAUGAUGGAUUGUUUGUACGCUAAAUCGAUUCCUUGUAUCACGGAUUGUGUUCUUGCCGAAUUGGAAAAGUUGGGUCCCAAAUAUCGUAUUGCACUCAAGAUUGCACGUGACCCUCGAUUCGAGCGAUUACCAUGCUCGCACAAGGGCACUUAUGCAGAUGACUGCCUUGUUCAACGGAUUAUGCAGCACAAGUGUUAUAUCGUGGCAACCUGUGAUCGUGAUCUGAAGCGACGUAUCCGUAAAGUUCCUGGUAUCCCGAUCAUGUAUAUCUCUGGUAGACGCUAUGUGAUUGAACGUUUGCCUGAACUUGGUACCAACACGUAUUAA